This is a messenger RNA of Stylonychia lemnae, 1989 nucleotides long. The record is from the annotation of a GenBank genome assembly. NCBI's taxonomy places the organism in Eukaryota, Ciliophora, Spirotrichea, Sporadotrichida, Oxytrichidae.
AUGUCUUAAAAGCCACAAAGUUCAAGAAGUAAAGAUAAUUUAACCCAGGAUAAUGCCCAGGUUAUUGUCGAGGAAAAAGUUGUCAAGUUCAAUGGAGACGUAUGUAUCAAGAAAUAUCUCAGAGGAAAGUUUUUGGGAAAAGGAGGAUUCGCUAAGUGCUACGAGCUUACAUAUUUAGAAACAAAAAGACUAUCCGCAGCUAAGGUUAUCGCAAAGACCUCUCUUACCAAGUCAAGAGCAAAGUAGAAGUUGAUGAGUGAAAUUAAAAUUCACAGGAGUUUGCAUCAUAACAAUAUUGUUGGUUUCGAGCACUUCUUCGAGGAUGCUGAAAAUGUAUAUAUCUUGCUAGAAUUAUGUCACAAUCAAUCACUAAAUGAACUUCUUAGAAGGAGAAAGAGGCUACACGAGCUAGAAGCACAGUGCUAUGUAAAUUAAAUUUGCGCAGCAGUCAAGUACCUUCACAGUCAUAGAGUUAUACAUAGAGAUCUCAAGCUAGGUAACUUGUUCCUAAACGACAAGAUGGAAGUAAAAAUCGGAGACUUUGGUUUAGCCACUAAGCUAGAGUUCGAUGGAGAGAGGAAGAGAACUAUUUGCGGAACACCUAAUUAUAUCGCUCCUGAGGUCCUUGAGGGUAAACAAGGCCACUCUUAUGAAGUAGAUAUUUGGUCACUUGGAGUAAUAAUUUAUACUCUAAUUAUUGGAAAACCUCCUUUUGAGACUUCUGACGUGAAGACUACUUAUAAAAGAAUUAGAAUGAAUGCUUAUACUUUCCCAGAGAAUGUACCUAUUUCUGAUGCUGCUAGAGAUCUCAUUACUAAGAUUCUAAAUAAUGAUCCUGCAAAGAGACCUACUGUAGAUGAGAUUCUGAAUCACGAAUUUAUAAAUCAUGGGGGUACUAUUCCAAGAUUGCUACCAGCUUCAACAUUGGCUUGUCCUCCUUCAUCAACCUAUAUCAGAUAAUUUUUGCCAUAAAGUCAAAACUAAAAUAGUAAAAGUACUAUCGGGCAGUAAAACCUUGCCAGCACAGCACCUAUUAAAAAUAAUGAGCUGCUCUCAGGUAGAGAUAAAAAGAUCGCUACUGACAGACUAUCAUCCCAACCUAUUUAAGGAAGUAAAACACCAGUAACAGUAGCAAAGGAUGGCUCUAAUAGAAAUUACAAAGACUAAUUAGAGGCUGAAGUUUGGGUUAAAAAGUGGGUAGACUAUUCAUCAAAGUAUGGACUAGGCUAUUACUUGUCAAAUGAAGUUACUGGUGUGUUCUUCAAUGACUCAACAAAAAUUGUCCUUGAUCCUAAUGGCUAUCACUUUGACUAUUAUGAAAGACGUAAUAGCGAUAGAUAGGAUAUAGGCAAAGAAUGUACUCUUACUGAAUAUCCAAAAGAACUCCAGAAGAAAGUUACUCUCCUACAACAUUUUAGAAGUUACCUUGAAGGGAGUGAGAAACCAAAGCCCAAUGAAGUGCCCGUCAAUGAGGAUGGCAUCCUUCCUGAGAGAAAAGUAAAGGAUGUCGUGUAUGUUAAAAAGUGGAUGAGAACUAGACAUGCUAUAAUGUUUAGACUAUCUAACAAAGUAGUAUAAGUUAAUUUCCAAGAUCAUACAGAAAUCAUGCUCUCAAGUGAAACAAAAGUAGUAACAUAUGUGAAUAAAAAAGGAGAGAGAAGUACCUAUCCUCUAAGCAGUGCGAUGGAAUCAGCCAACUUGGAAAUGGUCAAGAGACUCAAAUAUACAAAAGAUAUCUUGACCCAUAUGCUUAAUGCCAAUUCAAAUACUGGCAAGCCUCAAUCAAAUGUUGAUUUGGGAAGUAAUAUCGGAAUGAACACUCAAUCUCAGAGUAGCAGACCUAAGACUAAUGUUAUUGGUGGUGGAGGUCUUGACCAGAAUUCCAAAGGAUAAAUGAGUGCAUCCAAUAAAUUCUCUCCAACAGAUCGUGUGAAUUCUAAACCAUAUCAAACUGCUCAAGGAUUUAAUCAAGGAGGCAUCGAUGAAUGA